AGUGGGGGCUGCCAGGCGUGGGGAUUUCCCCAUGUCUGGUGUGGGAGAUGGUGAUGUGGAUUUGUCUCUUGGGAGGGACCCCAGCGUGGAGGACUGUCAGCUCGGCCCCGAGGUGAGGUCUGUGAAAUCUGAAAUAUCCGGGGAGUGUAAUUUGGGAGGAGGAGUCAGAGGUGGUGAUGUAACUCUGGAAGUGGAGAGGGGUCACCUUAGUGAGCGAUGAGAGGGACAGGGCUGGAGGCUGGGAAAUUGUGUGUGUGCAGAAGCCAUGAUAUCAUGAGGCCCGAGAAAUGGGGUCAGGUGUGUGGGCCAGAGUGGGCGUCCGCAAAGAGCUCGCGAGGUCGAUGUGCUGACAUCGCGGAUUGGCGAGGGCGGGGCCUCGAAGGCGCGGCUGAGAUGCGGGGUCAAGAAGCUGAGACGGAGAAAAGAAGCUGGGAGAGACUUAGGACUGGAACGAAACCAGCGACCAGGAUGGGCCACUGGUCACAGAGCAAGGAUGGAGGAUGCAGUGACACUGGCCAUGGACCAGCCAGCUGGCCUGCAGGUGGACUACGUCUUCCGAGGUGUGGAGCAUGCUGUGCGGGUGCUGGUGUCUGGGCAGGUGCUAGAGCUGGAAGUGGAGGACCGGAUGACAGCUGACCAGUGGCGGGGCGAGUUCGAUGCCAGCUUCAUCGAAGAUUUGACUCACAAGACGGGGAACUUCAAACAGUUCAACAUCUUCUGUAACAUGCUGGAGUCGGCCCUCACGCAGAGCAGCGAGUCGGUCACCCUUGACCUGCUGACCUACACAGAUCUGGAGUCCCUGCGGAACCGCAAGAUGGGGGGCCGCCCAGGCCCCUUGGCCUCGAGAUCCGCCCAGCUCAACUCCAAGCGCUACCUGAUCCUCAUCUACUCUGUGGAGUUUGACAGGAUUCACUACCCGCUGCCCCUCCCGUACCAGGGCAAGCCGGACCCCGUGGUCCUCCAGGGCAUCAUUCGCUCACUGAAGGAGGAGCUGGGCCGCCUUCGGGGGCUGGACCACCAGGACCCUCGGGACCCCCGGGACUCCGAGAUCUGGCACCUGCGGGAGCAGGUGUCGCGCCUGGCUUCGGAGAAGCACGAGCUGGAGGCGCAGCUGGGCCGGUCGCGCGAGGAGGCGCUGGCGGGGCGGGAGGCGCAAAUCGUGGGAGGAGGGACGCGAAGGUUCGGAGCUGGUGCAGGCCGGGAAGGAGCUUGGGACAGGACUUGUCCUGGCCGGUGGGAAACUGACAGCGGGUCCUGUUCCCCCAGGAGACGGACUCCGCCAGUGGUUCCGCCCCCGGCCCGGGAGGACCGGGCUGCAUCGUCUCGGGAGCGCUCCACGUCGCGUGGCCGCGGCGCUGCCCGCUCCUCGUCCCGGGAGAGCGGCCGUGGGGCUCGGGGUCGAGGCCGUCCCGCCCGCCCCUCGCCCUCCCCCACAGGUGGUCGCGUCCCGCGUUUGGACCCCACAGCCUUUGUGAAAGCCAAGGAGAAGAAGCAGAGAGAGAUCAAGAUGAAACAGCAGCAGCAGCAGCAGCAGCAGCAGCGGAACCGAUUUGGCAGCGGAGGAAGCGGGGACGGCCCGUCCAUCUCCUGGGCUCGCCAGACUCGGCCUCCUGCUGCCGUGACCUGCCGAGGGGACGCCAACCGCUCCCGACGCCGCAGCUCCUCCGUGGACAGUUUCCGCAGCCGCUGCUCGUCCGCCAGCUCCUGCAGCGAGUUCGAGGAUGUCUCCGAAUCCCUCCCCAGAGGCGUCCACCGCCAUCGGAGGAAGCCUCCUAGCCCCACGAGCUGGAGUGGGUCCAAUACGCUGCAGAAGUUCACCCCCGUGGAACGCGGCCGCUCUCAGAGAUACCUGGCCAGUUCUGGGGGCUGGGGACCCAUCAAAGAAUACAGCUCCGACCACCAGGCGGCAGACAUGGCCGAAAUAGACGCCCGUCUGAAGGCCUUGCAGGAAUACAUGAACCGACUGGACACGCGGUCGUGACCUUGGAGAGGGAGCACUGCCCCUCCAUCCCCUACCCACCUUUGGAUUUGGGUGGGGGCGGGGCUGGCAUGCUUCCAGCCCCGCCCCUUCUGGUGCUCUGGGGUCUCAGGUGUGUGAGGCCCUGGCCCCUCCCGCUCUCCCAGGCAUUGCGUGCUGGGAGGGUCUGUGUAUUUUGUAAAUAAAUAUAUUUGCCCUUGGAA
Pteropus alecto (black flying fox) is the source of this 2181-nucleotide messenger RNA. RefSeq names its product coiled-coil domain containing 61 (gene CCDC61). The record is from RefSeq and is a predicted model, not a curated record. Gene Ontology annotation, cellular component: centrosome. Lineage: Eukaryota; Metazoa; Chordata; Mammalia; Chiroptera; Pteropodidae. Bases 494 to 1981 code for a protein of 495 amino acids. The transcript has 13 exons.